This is a messenger RNA of Vanessa tameamea, 3446 nucleotides long. Its product is annotated as mucin-2-like. NCBI's taxonomy places the organism in Eukaryota, Metazoa, Arthropoda, Insecta, Lepidoptera, Nymphalidae. The record is from RefSeq and is a predicted model, not a curated record. The coding region runs from base 19 to 3186 and encodes 1055 amino acids. The transcript is spliced from 2 exons.
UUAGUCAGCUAAAUAACGAUGGAGGAUCGCUGUCACAUUUAUUGUGUUUUCGUCUUGAUAUUCAGUUAUAGUGUGAUAUGUGAUGAUUGUGUUACUUUUGAUUUUGAAAAAGAUUUUAAUAGCACGUUCAGUAAUGAAUUGGGAGUGUGCGUUACCAGACUGAUGUGGAAUGUUGGAUAUUAUGAAAAUUUAAAAAUCGACGGCCCUGAUCCGAGCUCAAUGACGUACAUUUAUCCAAACGAUAUAUUGAGUUGUGCUUCGUCGUUUACGUUUUCAAUGACGGCAAAUGGGAUUAUAGAAGUGAAUUUGUUUAUGGAACCUACUUCGCCCUCUGAUCAGGUCACGAUACUCGCAAAUCAGAUAGUAGUAGGUGGUAAUGACGCUGUGGUAGGGAAUGUAUUGAUCAUUGCUACGGACCAAGACUUUGUCAGCGGAUGGCGUACGGCUAGAAUGACUUUGUCGGGAUUCGGUACAUAUAACGGUUAUAUAUCAAUACUUGGAAUGGCGGUAAAGGAAUCAAUAGUAUUAGUUGAUUCAUUUCGAUACAUUCCACCAUUAACCGUUGAAGAAGAAUGUACAAUUUAUGAGAAAGUUUAUACAACAUCUACAACUAUAACCACUGAAGCAGAAACUAUUUCAACAUCAUAUACAACGACUGAACUGGAAUCAACAAGUGAUUAUACCACACCACAAACCGAAAUUACAACUCAGAAUCCUGAAACAACAAGUACAACUCCUGAUACGACUACAACAAUGUCACCGACAUCGGAAUCUGAAAUAACCACCGCCAAUGGAGCACAAACAACUGUCUUUCCAACGACAGAUAACGAUUCAACAAUUCAAACCGGGGGACCUAUAACAACAAGUGGGACUCCUGAUACGGCGACAACGAUAUCACCGACAUCAGAAUCUGAAAUAACAACCGACGAUGGAGCACAAACAACUGUCUUUCCAACGACAGAUAACGAUUCAACAAUUCAAACUGGUGGUCCUAUAACAACAAGCGGGACUCCUGAUACGACUGCAACUAUAUCACCGACAUCAGAAUCUGAAAUAACAACCAACGACGGAACACAAACAACAAUCUUCCCAACAACAGAUAACUAUUCAACAAUUCAAACUGGUGGUCCUAUAACAACAAGUGGGACUCCUGAUACGACUACAACGAUAUCACCAACUUCAGAAUCUGAAAUAACAACCAAUGAAGGAACACAAACAACAGUCUUUCCAACGACAGAUAACGAUUCAACAAUUCAAACUGGUGGUCCUAUAACAACAAGCGGGACUCCUGAUACGACUGCAACUAUAUCACCGACAUCAGAAUCUGAAAUAACAACCAACGACGGAACACAAACAACAAUCUUCCCAACAACAGAUAACGAUUCAACAAUUCAAACUGGUGGUCCUAUAACAACAAGUGGGACUCCUGAUACGACUACAACGAUAUCACCGACUUCAGAAUCUGAAAUAACAACCAAUGAAGGAACACAAACAACAGUCUUUCCAACGACAGAUAAUGAUUCAACAAUUCAAACUAGUGGUCCUAUAACAACAAGCGGGACUCCUGAUACGACUACAACGAUAUCACCGACAUCAGAAUCUGAAAUAACAACCAACGAAGGAACACAAACAACAGUCUUCCCAACAACAGAUAACGAUUCAACAAUUCAAACUGGGGGCCCUGAAACAACAAUUUUGAAUCCUGAUACGACAACAACGAUGUCAGUGACAUCGGAUUCUGAAAUAACUACCGACGAUGGAGCACAAACAACUGUCUUUCCAACAACAGAUAACGAUUCAACAAUUCAAACUAGUGGUCCUAUAACAACAAGCGGGACUCCUGAUACGACUACAACGAUAUCACCGACAUCAGAAUCUGAAAUAACAACCAACGAAGGAACACAAACAACAGUCUUCCCAACAACAGAUAACGAUUCAACAAUUCAAACUGGGGGCCCUGAAACAACAAUUUUGAAUCCUGAUACGACAACAACGAUGUCAGUGACAUCGGAUUCUGAAAUAACUACCGAUGAUGGAGCACAAACAACUGUUUUUCCAACGACAGAUAACGAUUCAACAAUUCAAACUGGUGGUCCUAUAACAACAAGUGGGACUCCUGAUACGACUACAACGAUAUCACCGACAUCAGAAUCUGAAAUAACAACCAACGAAGGAACACAAACAACAGUCUUCCCAACAACAGAUAACGAUUCAACAAUUCAAACUGGGGGCCCUGAAACAACAAUUUUGAAUCCUGAUACGACAACAACGAUGUCAGUGACAUCGGAUUCUGAAAUAACUACCGAUGAUGGAGCACAAACAACUGUUUUUCCAACGACAGAUAACGAUUCAACAAUUCAAACUGGUGGUCCUAUAACAACAAGUGGGACUCCUGAUACGACUGCAACUAUAUCACCGACAUCAGAAUCUGAAAUAACAACCAACGACGGAACACAAACAACAAUCUUCCCAACAACAGAUAACGAUUCAACAGUUCAAACUGGUGGUCCUAUAACAACAAGCGGGACUCCUGAUACGACUGCAACGAUAUCACCGACAUCAGAAUCUGAAAUAACAACCAACGACGGAACACAAACAACAAUCUUCCCAACAACAGAUAACGAUUCAACAAUUCAAACUGGGGGACCUGAAACUACCAUUUUGAAUCCUGAUACGACAACAACGAUGUCAGUGACAUCGGAUUCUGAAAUAACUACCGACAGUGGAACACAAACAACAGAUAAUAAUUCAACUGGACUAACUCAAUCUACAUUAAAUACUGAAACAACUAUUUCUGAAAUUACAUUACAGCCUGAUACACCAGAUCCAAGUCCAGAUACAACAGCAACGACAUCAGAUUCCAUGGAUGAAGCUACGAAUUCACCAGGAACCGGUGACACAACGACAACUAACUCUGAUGAUAUCACAGAAAAGCCAAUAUAUCUAGAAAAAGGAUUUUGGAACGCAUUCACCAUAUCCAUGGUUAUACUUCUAAUAUUAAUAAUUCUUAUUCUCACGGCUUUGAUAUCAUAUUAUAUUGGAAAAAGGAGAUCUCGGCGCGAUUCCCAAUUGAUACUAACUGACAUUGAAGAUCUUCCAAGUUCUAUACAUAUUCCGAGGGUGUCGAAAGUUUGGACAAACUCAACGACGCUAAGAAAAUUAGCUACUAUCAUUAAAAUGGAAUAAACUGCUAUUUAAACAGUUUUACUAACUAUAUCUAGAUACUCAAAUCAUAAUAAUAUCGUAGAGGACAAAUACUCAAUUAAUAUUAAUUAGGUUAUUUAUUUUAUUAUUAAAUGGAAAUUGAGUCUAAUUGAAAUAUAUUAUUUCAUAAUUUAAUUUAGUUGUUAAGGAUUUAAUUUAUUUAAUCAUAUGAAGUAAUGUUAUCAUUUGAAUAAGAAUAUAUUUAAGAUUGCAUGAUAAAUCAAAAAUCAUUGUUAUGCACU